Molecule: messenger RNA, 3345 nt
Organism: Fusarium mangiferae
Lineage: Eukaryota; Fungi; Ascomycota; Sordariomycetes; Hypocreales; Nectriaceae
Exons: 3
Coding region: 1-3345 (1114 amino acids)
Biological process (GO): intracellular calcium ion homeostasis; calcium ion transmembrane transport
Cellular component (GO): membrane; endomembrane system
Molecular function (GO): calcium:proton antiporter activity
Source: RefSeq, a predicted model, not a curated record
AUGGAUCCUUCGAGACGGGAGAGCUCGUCGACUGGGCAUCAACUUGGCGACUCGUCUGGCAAUGCAUCUCCAUCGGAUACGCGUCAUCCGCUUGCCCAGGCCGAGUCUGCCGUUCUUCGCGAGGCAGAGAGCUUGUCAGAAAGCUUCCAGUCCACUGACACUGUGCGGCGGAGACCAGAGGGUUAUGGCUCGAUAAGCGGUCCAGCUGCUUCAGGUUCAGCUCAACAAUCAAAAGAGACAUCUCAAGAGCGCAGCUCGGCUCGCGCUACCCAAUCUUCACGUCCUGCGAGAGGCCCCGAGAGAAUGCGAUCUGCCACUCGACUACGAAAGCCGCCAAUGCCUCGACGCCCAUCCUCGAACACGCCUUAUCGCGGCGGUGUUUUCUCAGCCGAUGACGACGUACACGAGGUAGAGGCCGAUGCCGCCGAACGUCAACAAUCAUAUCGUCGACGACCUCAGCUCUCGACCCAACUCUCUCGAGUUCAGUCGCACACGAAUGAAGACGAUGAAAAUGACGACACCAACGACGAUAAUGGCGAAUCGACCGAGAGCCCUGCUGAAGCACAAGGGGACGAAGAAGAGACUACUCCAGUCGAGGGCCAGGACGACUCAGAUAGCGACGUCAGUGAAGCCGAGAGCUUCACCCUCAAGGACAGACAGCAGGCCAUCAACCAGACCCACCCUUUCGGUAUUCGUGUAUGGAAGCCAGCAUUGUACAAGAAGGAUCGUUCAAUUCAGAAGUUUGCACAAGCAGACAUUCAUUCAGCGCCUGGCGGAAGAGUGAGCAGCUGGCUUCUCGCGUUCAAUCUGCUCUGGACCCUUCUGUUUGGUUGGUGGUUGGCUUCGUUUGCAGCUAUUGGCGCCAUCGUAUGCUUGCUCUUUUCUGCUGCUCCUAGUGGAAGAGAGUAUGGAAGAGUUCUAUGGGGUCUCGCAGGAUAUCUGUUUUACCCCUUUGGCAAGUUUGUCCGUCUGGAAAAGGACGAGACUUAUAUGGACGAGGACCAAGAUGAAGGACGCAGCAUUUCUGAAUAUGAGCAAUGGCAAAGCGGAGACCUCGAGUAUGGCCGAUUGUUCUUUGGACCUGAUCGCAAUCGCUCAAUUGUCGGUCGUUCGAGAAGAAGUAUCGAUUCUGAGCCCAGCGAGACAGAGAGCUUGCUUGGACGUGGCCGACGUGGUGAACCCUCAGAGCUCCCUCCACGAAUCAAGAGACGACUUUUUGGCCGUGGCCAGUGGAAUAUUGGCCGUGUCAUCUUUUUCAUCUUCUUCUACUGUCUCAUUUCGCCUUUGCUCCUCCUUGUAUCCGGUAUUUGUUGGUUCUUGGUUUUCUGGAUCCCCAUGGGCAAGGCUACAUUCUUGCUGUUUGACCACCUUCGACGACAUCCUCUGGCUCUGUCUUUUGAGACCGAUAUUAGAUAUAUCCGUGAAGACGAUGGUCCGAGCUCCUCAGUCCUCCUCUGCACAUACCGUGCUGUAGGAACUCGAUACUGGAAGUAUACUGUUGAUGGUACCAACAUCUUCCUCAUCAACCUCAUGGUUGUCGUCGUCUUUGUUAUCGCCGAUUGGAUUGUCCUUGAGGGCAUCUUCCAUGUUGAAGGAUUCAUUACAUCUCCAGCCUUCCUCUUCUGUGCUGGACUCCUGUCUAUCAUCCCUCUGGCUUAUUUCAUCGGACAAGCUGUUGCAUCUAUCUCGGCCCAGUCUUCGAUGGGUGUGGGUGCCGCCAUCAACGCUUUCUUCGCCACUGUUGUCGAGGUGUUCCUCUACUGUGUUGCUCUAACUCAGGGUAAGGGCCAGCUCGUUGAGGGAAGUAUCGUGGGAAGUAUUUUCGCAGGUAUCCUAUUCUUGCCUGGUAUUUCCAUGUGCUUCGGUGCUAUUAAGCGAAAGACGCAGCGCUUUAACGCCAGGUCUGCCGGUGUGACAUCAACCAUGUUGCUGUUUGCCAUUGUUGGCGCCUUUGGCCCUACUCUGUUUUAUCAGAUUUACGGCACCCAUGAGCUCAACUGUAUGGAAUGCGAGGACUACAACACCGGCGAAAAUAGAGACUGUCGUCGCUGCUACUUCAGCCAAGCUCCUUCACUCAGUGACAGGUUCUACUUGGAGGCUGUUCGUCCUUACUGUUACAUGGCAGCAGCCAUGUUGUUCUUCUCAUACCUGAUUGGUCUAUGGUUCACUCUCCGAACCCACGCUGCUGUCAUCUGGAACGCCGAGGUUGAGGAGAAGCGACACGACGAGCAUAUGCACUCAUCAAGUCUUCGCACUUCUCAAGUUCACAGCCAUCCUCAUACUCACUCUCAAAACACCGCUGAAACCAGUAGUGCUGAUGUUCGCGAUACUCAACUCUACAAGCGUAUUCUGGGCCAGUCUCUUAAGCAGUCUGGUUACACAGAAGACCUUUCUCGUCAGAGCUCUACAACCGGGCAGACCGCCCCUACCAAUGGCUCAGCUUCGACCCCCCAUGUUGUGCCUCCCAAAUCCAGCGGCGGUGAGCAGCCUCGCUCUGCUCUUCAUGUUCCCGGUCUAAGCGAUGCCGACAACAAGAUCCUCCAACGUGAGGUCACUGAGAUUGCUGCAGCGGCCGCGACCAUUGCAUCCCGCGAACGCAUGUCGCGAAAGCCAUCAACUGUGCCCCCCACUCAUGCUCCCGGCGCUCGUCCUUCAGCGAGCCGCCAACACACCCACACGCAUGCCGAGACUGAGGGCCCUGCUACUGAGGCUCACCAAGCACAUGGCGGCCAUGACGCGCCCAACUGGAGCCGUGCCAAGAGUUCCAUCAUCCUUCUUGGAGCAACUGUUCUGUAUGCAAUUAUCGCUGAAAUUCUGGUUGAUACUGUGGAUGUUGUUUUGGAAAGCUUCUCGAUUGAUCAAAAGUUCCUUGGUAUCACCUUGUUCGCCCUCGUUCCCAACACUACCGAGUUUUUGAACGCCAUCUCUUUUGCUAUGAACGGAAACAUCGCCCUUUCCAUGGAGAUUGGUUCGGCUUACGCUCUGCAAGUGUGUCUGCUCCAGAUCCCUGCGCUCGUCUUCUACUCGGCCUUCUGGCCAGGUGUCCCUGAGGGUGGUGACCCGGCGCUGUAUACUUUCUCACUUCUCUUCCCCCAGUGGGAUCUUGUCACUGUCAUUCUGUGCGUGUUCUUGCUGAGCUACAUGUACGGUGAAGGAAAGAGUAACUAUUUCAAGGGCAGCAUUCUUAUGUUGACCUACUUGGUUGUCGUCAUUGGCUAUUACUUCAGUGGAUAUACGGAUGAUGCUAUGGGCAUGGAACGAUUCGACGUCAUGGGAGCUGAUGGUAAAUACCAGAGCUACAAGACGAUUGGUAGAUCGACGAGGGGCAUGGCAUUCCCAGCAUGA